Mercenaria mercenaria is the source of this 738-nucleotide messenger RNA. RefSeq lists its product as uncharacterized. Lineage: Eukaryota; Metazoa; Mollusca; Bivalvia; Venerida; Veneridae. Gene Ontology annotation, molecular function: wide pore channel activity. Gene Ontology annotation, cellular component: membrane. The record is from RefSeq and is a predicted model, not a curated record. The annotation marks the transcript as partial. The transcript is spliced from 6 exons.
AUGUCAUUUUUAUAUAGAAUAAAGAAGUACAGCUGUUUACUAACAAAAGAAGAUGAUGGCGGUUAUAAGGAGCUUGCCAUAUCAAACCAGACCGGAUGUACAGGAGUUCAACAUGCGUACAUUAUACAUAGCGCAGCAUCUUACAGAGACAAUUUGUUCCAGGAUGUAAUCAUACCAGACACAAAUCCGGCGGAGCUGAAAGCUGCAGCAUUUUCCGUCAGUGGACUGUACAAAGAAAUCCAGUCACAGACAGAUGCUAAUGAAAAUGUUUUGGUUGAUGUUGAAAAGGAAUGUAGGAACGGAAUAAUAACAUAUAAAACUGACCAAGCUGUUGCUGACCAUUACUCAGUUACAAGGCAUUUUGCUGCGGCUGUUUGUGGUCUACCUGAUAAUUACGACAAGAAGGCUUACACCGACUUCCUUGCACACUGGGGAACGCAUGUUAUUACUGAAGUGUAUACUGGCAAAAAAGAAAUAAAGAGGUAUCAAAUGGCCAAAAGCGAUAUCUUCAGUCUUGUUUCAGACACGGAUCCACAUCUUAUCAAGGAAGCUGGCCCUUACAAAACUUCAGGUGCUUCUGUCACCCUCAAUACAACUGCAUUUUACGGAAGUCAUGCCGCAUCUUCAAUUUCUGGAAACGCUCUUAAUACUAUUAACAUCGGGUCCGAUGUACACACGGAUGUCAUUGGCUUGCAGUUGACUCCAAUAUCAGAGGCAUUCUCAGCCAAAUACUGGAAG